CGUUCUUCACCGACUCCAUCUGGUCCCGGUCAGCCCGAAUCUCCUCCACCCAGUCCAGGUCCCUUCCAUAAUAAUCCUGCACCUCCCUCAACACCUCCAAGAACUUUUGGCUGCUUUCUUCAGAUGCGCAGACUGUCUCUAAAGCCUGGGCCACAGCGUUGGAGGGUGCCCUCUCCAGCAGAGACAGUGGUCCUGUGGAGGGGGGUCCAGGCCUUGUCCCCUGUGCCCUCAGUCCCAGACCAUGUCCAGGCCUUGGUGGGCUCAUGUGUGGUGAUCCCCUGCUCCUUUACUCCUCCUGCUCCUCAUCCUCUCAGAAUGAGGAAGGAGAGGGUGGAUGUGAGGUUGAGGUUCAGAGGCGGAGGCCACCUCUUCCCUCUCCGCAGCACCGCUUUUAACAGCGAGGACAGAGAUCAGGUGAGCCGGGAUUUCCAAGGCCGGGCAUCACUUUUUGGGCAAAUUACAAAUGGAGACUGCUCUGUGAAGAUUGAACGGAUCAGUCAGGAUGACUCACGGACAUUCGAGAUCGCUCUGAAAAAAGGUGAUGACUUACUUUGGGGGAAACCAAGGAGCUUUAACCUGGAUGUUGUAGACACUCCUGAGGCUCCUGUCAUCACUGGCAUGUUGUCAGCCACAGCGGGACAGCGGGUCACCCUGAACUGCUCCAUCAGUUAUCAGUGCCCCUCCAGACCUCCAGCCCUGAAGUGGAGCUGGGAAAGAGGAGCUGAGCUGAACACCACCGAGGCUGGGGAAGUACACACACUCUUCCCUCAGGCCCACAGGCCGGUGUUACUGUCCUCCCUGUCCUUUACUGCUUCACAUCAGGUCAAACCCAGGCUCAGGUGUGAGGCCAGUUUCCCUGGUGAAAAAACAGCGGCUGCAGCGAGGGAUCUGCAUGUGACAUUUGCGCCAAAAGAUGUGAAGGUCCAGGUGCAGUCGGUGCUGGUGCAGGAGGGGGGCAGUGCUUUGUUGAUGUGCUCAUGUAAAGCAGACCCUCCGGCCUCAGAGUACCGCUGGUCCUACAGCCAACAUGGACGCACUGUGCACCUGCACCAGCGAACGCACACUGUCCGGGUGUACAACGUGACCCGGGACAUGAGGGUCCGCUGUUCAGCUCAGAACCUGAUUGGCUGGGGAGGGUCCACACCCACAGUCCUCAACAUACAAUAUAAACCAGUCAUCCUCCAGUUGUCGUCGUCCUGUGUGUGGGAGGAGCUACAGGUUCUGUGUCGCUGCAUGGUGGACUCUAACCCCAGACCUGCUGUCACCUGGAGCAUCAAUGGUACCGUUCCACCUCACGACUACAACCUUUCUGUUACAACUGAGCCAGAAGCGCUGAAGGCGACUUUGAGAGGCCACAUGGACACACCACUGAGGGUGAUCUGCUUCGCCUUUAAUGCGCUGGGAAAUGACUCCCUGGUUUUGCUGGAGGGAGGAGAAGUGAAAACCCCUUUGCUGUGGAUGGUGAUCCCUGCUGUGACCAUCUGCUUGGUGAUCUUCAUUUUGUCUCUUCUGCUCUACUGCUGUAAAAAGAGAACCAGAAAACAUGUCCUGCGUAGACAUCCGGCUAUGUAUCCUGGAGGUUUGGGGAUUUAUCAAGAGCGGAUGCCCCUCUAUAUCAACUGCACUGAAGUGACUCAUAUCUACACGAAUGGCAGCUACCAGCUUGUAUACCAGAACUGCACACCUCUGUUUGUCCGGACCAAGCAGAUCCGUCCAAUGGCCAGAAGGGGAGGGGAGAGAAGACGGGGAGCAGAACAUGGAGGUGUGGACAGACGAGUGGGUUCAGGACUCAGAGGUGGUGUUGAGGGUCAGAGCUCUGCUGUGGCCGAUGCUGACACCGCCAUCUACCUGGAGAUCCUCUGAACUCCCAACAUUCUCCUGCUGCACUUCAAUAACAACAUUACACCUACUUUUACAUGUUUUUUGUUUUUUUUAUAGUUAUUUAGUGCAUUUGUCUUUUCAUAAACAGGUACAUGGCUCUGUUCUGACUGCAGGUAAAAAUGGCCCAAAUCUGAUCUCCCCACUCAGAUUUUAAUCAUAGUCAUUUUGUUCAAACACAUUGAAUUUGAUCUUUUCAUCAUUCUUGUCAAGGCCACUUCCAUAUGUGAUCCUAAAUCAGACACACAUUUUUAUUGAUUUUUCAUCAGAAAUAAUGUGACUUUUAUGUCAGUCUAGAUUGAAAUUUAUCAUAACUCUGUACUGGAUAGAGUCACUCAAAUACUACAGUAGUGAGCUUAACUUUUAACAUGUGCAGCAGUAAAAUGAAUGGAAUGCACAUGAAUGGAGCAGUAAAAUGAACAAAAAAAAGUAUCAUAUAUAAAACACUAACUGGACCAUUUUACUGCCCGAUGAAAACUUAAAAGAAAUGUUUUUAAUGCUCUACUUGUAGUGGAGUAUUUUCACAGGCCUGCCCUGAACACUUUGCACAGAUCAGGAUCAUGACCAGUUCACAUUGUAAUUUGAUACUGGCCACAUUUAAAAAUAAUAAUGCGAACAGCCAAACAAAACAAAUUCUGAUCUGAGCAGUAAAUCUGCCUCAAGGGUUGAUGCUGGUAGUGUGAACAUACAGUCAUGGAAAAAAUUAUUAGACCAUCAAAAGUUGUCAAAAACAGUGGCUAUGCAAUCAAGGACUAACUCCUGUGUGUAUCAUGUGACUAAAACAGACAGAAACAAAACAUGGAAUGCCUAAAAGCACUGUUUUUGUCAGUACAAUGCCAUAGAUACUGAUGUAAGAACUGAAGUAAUUUUG
This is a messenger RNA of Sphaeramia orbicularis (orbiculate cardinalfish), 2749 nucleotides long. It is a transcript of the gene psg4, whose product is annotated as sialic acid-binding Ig-like lectin 5. Bases 124 to 1863 code for a protein of 579 amino acids. Lineage: Eukaryota; Metazoa; Chordata; Actinopteri; Kurtiformes; Apogonidae. The record is from RefSeq and is a predicted model, not a curated record. The transcript is spliced from 9 exons.